CUUCUGUCUGAUCUGAGAGUCGACGGCUGCUGUGUUGCUAUUGGUGAAGUCUCAAGAUUUUACAAGACAAUACAAGAACAAUGAGUGCAUCCAAACCCCAGGAAAGUGUUGGGGUGAGAAUCGAACACUCUCUGAAUAAGAAGGAGGAGGCGUUUGUAGCCAGAAGGAGAAACGCUGUUCUACAAAGUUUGAAUAAACUUAAGAUACGCUGCAGACAGACUGAAGUGCCAAACAUUGCAUUACUGGGUUCUGGAGGAGGACAAAGAGCCAUGGUGGGAUUGCUGGGAUCCCUGGUUCAGCUCCAGAAAACAGGUCUUCUGGACUGUGUCCUUUAUCUGAGCGGAGUGUCUGGAUCCACCUGGUGUAUGGCCUCCUUAUAUCAGGAUCCAGACUGGUCCACCCACUUGGAGUCCGUGAAAGACAAGAUCAUCCAGAGACUCAGCAGUUCUAGAGUCAGCUGGACAGAAGCAUUUGACAAACUGAAGACAUAUUACAGUGGAAAAGACAUAUUCACCUUGACGGACGUCUGGGCAGUGAUAUUCGUCACAGAUUAUGUGAAAGAGAUAGACAAGCACAAACUCACAGACCAUUGGGAUCAGCAGAGUAAAGACCCGUUUCCCAUCUACACAGCGAUCGACAAGGAAUGCAAACAGCACAAAGACGGAGACCCCUGGUUUGAGAUCACUCCAUAUGAAGCAGGUUAUUCCCUCAUUGGAGCAUUUGUGGAAACCUCCAGCUUUGGCAGCAAGUUUGAAAAUGGCCAUAAGAUCGAGGACCAGCCUGAAAUUGACAUGCUGUACCUGCAAGCUCUAUGUGGCAGUGCUUUAGCUGAUGGAGAACAGGAUAAGAAAUUCAUGUGGCAAAUAAUAAAAGAGUUUUUCCCCCUGCUUAAAAUAGAAACAGGGAUGCUUGAGGAAACAAGUAAAGAAGAUCCAAACUCCCCACCUGUAGAUGAAUGUUAUCAUUUGCUCAUGGAUCUGGUAGACAUGAAUCUCUCGGUUUUGAAUGGCAUUGAUCCGUCUGAUCUCGGUGAAUCCAUCACAACAAAGCUGAACAAGCUCACCGGAGGCAAACAUCAGCAGUUUUUUCAAAAGAGAAAACUGAAUCUCACUGAUAAAGAAGCUGCAAAAAAGUAUAUGAAACAAUACACUGAGGAUGUGUGUAAUGCUUUGAGUCAUUGCUUCAGUUUCUGGCAUUGUGAUAUUUGGAAGAGAAUUUUAGAAUGCUUUAACCAGUGGAUCUGGGGCAGGAAUCAUAACUUCCUCCACAACAUGAAAGAUAAAGCAGUUCCCUCCACUCUUCUGGAAAGUGAGACUAGAGACUAUGAAGAUGCUGGACUGUUGCUGAACUCACCCUACUUCUCAGUGCUGAGAAAAGAGAGAAACAUCGACCUCAUCAUUUCACUGGACUUCAGUGACGAUGUUGAUCCUUUCACGACAGUGAAGGAAGCUGCUGAUACAUGUGGGAAACUAAAGAUCCCUUUCCCUGAGGUCAACAUUCCCAGUGAAGAUGUAAAGAAACCGAAGGACUUCUAUGUGUUCACAGGCCAAAACACUCCAACCGUGAUCCACAUCCCUCUCUUUAAUGUGGUCAACUGUGAAGAUGAUAUUGAGACCUGGAGGAACAAUUAUAAGACCUUUAAAGGUCCUUACUGCGCUGAGAUGAUCACUGAUCUCAUGGAGGUCGCUGGAAAAAACAUCAUAAACAACAAAGACAAGCUGCUGGAGCAGAUUCAUCUGGCUAUAAAAAUACACAAAUAAUGAGUAAUAAAUAUCACUGGUGUGCAGCGUUCUGAAAUGAGGCAGCAAAGUCCUCACUGUUUGUUUUAAUGUUGUUUUAAAUUCCAAUUACACUUAAUGCUGAUACAUAUUUGAAGCACAUGAAAUGCUCAUGAAAACAUGUGAACACAGCAAUAGGCCAAUCAUUAUGUUACUUUUCUGUUUAAUAUGUUAAACAUAUUUCACUCUAUUCAUAUAACAAUAAAUUGCUGAUCAUUAAUAAUCAAAUCAUUAUUAAUUGCUGAUAAUCAAUUACAACCAGUAUUGCGGAAAUGUUGGGAUGUUUUUUAAAUUUUCAUAAAAUGAAAACUAAAAGACUUUCAAAUCACAUGAGCCAAUAUUUUAUUCA
Molecule: messenger RNA, 2127 nt
Organism: Megalobrama amblycephala (Wuchang bream)
Lineage: Eukaryota; Metazoa; Chordata; Actinopteri; Cypriniformes; Xenocyprididae
Product: cytosolic phospholipase A2 gamma-like
Exons: 15
Coding region: 81-1760 (559 amino acids)
Biological process (GO): glycerophospholipid catabolic process
Cellular component (GO): cytosol; nuclear envelope; nucleoplasm
Molecular function (GO): calcium ion binding; calcium-dependent phospholipid binding
Source: RefSeq, a predicted model, not a curated record